Anolis carolinensis (green anole) is the source of this 2864-nucleotide messenger RNA. Its product is annotated as ligand of Numb protein X 2. The record is from RefSeq and is a predicted model, not a curated record. NCBI's taxonomy places the organism in Eukaryota, Metazoa, Chordata, Lepidosauria, Squamata, Anolidae. The coding region runs from base 406 to 2484 and encodes 692 amino acids. The transcript is spliced from 11 exons. Gene Ontology annotation, molecular function: ubiquitin-protein transferase activity; protein binding; metal ion binding.
GAAGAAGGCGACGAGGAUUAACGAAGAACGACCUUCCUUGAGCAGGACCGAGCGCCGACUGACUGACUUUCCCGCGCUUUUGCUUCGCUCCCCUCUCUCCCCCCUCCCCUCGGCGCCCCCUUCGCCCACCAACCAAUCAGCCUCUCCUCCGUCAAACCUGGCUGCAAAAGCAAACAGACCUUAUGAUGCGUUUCUGAAUCACGUGGGUGAUUUCAUACCUGCCUUCCUCUUUCUCUCCAUAAAGUUUGAAUUUGGACUCUGCCCUUUGCGUUCGGCGAGGCUUUUGUUUGCCAUCAAGUUGAUCAAACACAGGUCGAGCUCACCUUUCGAAAGCGCCGCCUGCACAAAGCCUGCUCUUAGCCAUUCUGUGCCUUUACUACACCCAAAGGCCCUGUCCUUCCGCAGAUGCAAAUGCACCAGACGUUGGAGGCCAUGGCCAAGCCGGCAGAGGAAGAGCCCACCCCCAAAGCCAGAGAGCUGUGCCACGAAUGUGGGCAGGUGCACCUGCUGCCUGACAACCACCUUUACAACUUCCAGGAUGAGGUGGAUGACGACCUCACCUGCCACAUUUGCCUCCAGCCUUUGCUGCAGCCCAUGGACACCCCAUGUGGACACACGUACUGCUUCAAGUGCCUCGAGAACUUCAUGCAGGAGUACAGCUUCUGCCCUAUGGACCGGAAGAAGCUGUCUUUCCAGCAUUGCCGGAGGUCCAGCCUUCUUGUCAGGAAUCUGCUGGACAAGCUCAUGGUCCUUUGUCCUUUUCAAGAUGACUGUAAGGAAACGAUGCAGCGCUGCGAGUUGGAGGCUCACCUGCACAACAGGUGCCCUGGCUUCAAGAAGUACAAAGCCCAGUUGGAAAGGAAGAAGAACCCUCGCUGCAGACUGAAGGGAGACUCUCUCUCCCGGUUGGAAGCAAAUACCCCAAAAGAACCCGAAAUAUCGAAUGGAGUGUCAGUCCCAGUGGCUGGAAGUGCCAUAGCUGCGGUGGGAUCUCCAGAGACACCGGACCCGGGUCUGGUCAAUCCAGCCUUUGACGGGAGUGAAGAAGAUUUGCCCCAAAGAGCCAGUCUUAUAGCAGAGACGAAUGCCAUUGAAAUUCUCAGAGAAGACCCCGCGGAAGAGCUUGGGAUGCGGAUCGUUGGAGGUAAAGACACCCCUCUUGGCAACAUCGUCGUGCAGGAAGUCCUUCCGGAUUCAGUUGUUGCUGCAGAUGGAAAAAUAGCCCCUGGAGACCACAUCCUGGAGGUGAAUGGGGUCAACAUCAGCACUGUGACUCACUGCCAGGCUGUCUCCUUUCUCCGCCAGCCCUGUGCUGUGCUCCACCUUAUAGUUCUGCAAGAAAAAGGGUUUAUCAGCAGGACUGGGCCUCCGGAUUCGAAUCUGACUGCAAACCAAGAAGUGAUACACGUUACCCUUAUUAAGAGGGACCGCACUGAGCCUCUUGGCAUCAAACUGAUCAGAAAAACAGAUGAGUCUGGGAUUUUUAUCCUCGAUCUACUAGAUGGAGGUUUGGCGGCCAAAAACGGGAAACUGAAGCAGAACGAUAAAGUCCUUUCAAUAAAUGGCCAAGAUCUCCGCCAGGGAACCCCUGAAGCCGCUGCACAGAUAAUCCAGAUUAGUGAAGCGAGAGUUAACUUUGUGGUCCUCCGUCGGCCCGGUGUGCAGCUUACAGAUGUGAUGGAGGACAGCAGCGCAUCCAAUGCCAGCAGUAGCAGCAGCAGCAGCAAUGGGGGAAGCCCUGUGCCCCAUCGCAGGAAGCCUCACCAGAGGCACUUUCGACGAAAAUCCAGCUAUCAAAAGGCGCUCCUUCAAGGAUACACCAACCAAGAGAAAACAGUGACUAUUAAAAAGGAGCCAAAAGAAUCCCUCGGAAUAACGAUUGGAGGCGGAAGGGAGGCUAAAAAUAAGCUCCCCAUUUAUGUGACUAGUGUGCAGCCCGUUGGGUGCCUCUUCAGGGAUGGAAGGAUUAAGAAAGGAGAUAUACUUUUAAGCAUAAACAACAUUGAUUUGACUCAUCUGAGCUACAACGAAGCCGUCUCUGCUCUGAAAUCAAAUGCCGCAUUGCCUUUAGUGACGCUGAAAGCCCUGGAAAUUGGGCUGCCAGAGAAGGAGUCUCCCGAGGUGCCCGAAAUCAGGGAAAAUGGGUUAAGUUGGGCUCCUCUCUGGACCAUGUGGCUUGGAUUGCCUAGCCACUUGCAUUGCUGUCAGGAUAUUGUCCUGCAUAAAAGCAACUCUGAGAGUUGGGGAUUCAGCAUCGUAGGUGGAUUUGAAGAAAACAAAGGCAGCAAUCCGUUCUUCAUUAAAACCAUUGUGCCUGGGACACCUGCCUUCUGGGAUCGAAGACUGAAGUGUGGGGAUGAAAUCGUGGCUGUCAACGGAGUGUCGGCAGUAGGGAUGAGCAACGGGGAACUGAUUCCCAUGUUGAAGGAGCAGCGGAAUAAAGUGGCGCUCACGGUGGUGUCCUGGCCUGGCACCCUUGUGUAAGUUGUCACCUUGGGUGCAAGUCUAAUUGGGGGGGCUACCUCAAAGUGAACUAACCAAGGAAACAGUGAACUAGUUUAAAAUCCUUCACCGGAAGAAUUCUGCUCUUGAUCAAAAACCAGAAAUAUUAGUUUGUUGAUAGACUCUGAUUGAAGACUCACCUUGGGAGAUGAAAAUUCUACAUCUCUGAGCAAUUUUCUGUCAUUUUGUGAUUCCUUUUGCCCCUCCUCCUUAUGCCUAUCCAUGUGCUGAACAUGCAAACUCUGAGCCACAGCUACCCUGUUCUAAUGAUUGCAAGUAAAGUCGGUAAGGUUAUGGCCCUUCUGUCGGCAGAUAAGAAACUGGAAGACACUGAUCAAUAAAUUCAAGAAACAACUUUUUAA